Messenger RNA from Prunus armeniaca (apricot), 3198 nucleotides. The record is from the annotation of a GenBank genome assembly. Lineage: Eukaryota; Viridiplantae; Streptophyta; Magnoliopsida; Rosales; Rosaceae.
AUGAGGCUGUCCACUUGGUAUCCUCACCCUGUCCCCUCCAAAAGUGAAAAGUCCAGAAAGUCCCUUUUUCCUACUAUCACGGUCAGUCACUCACAGACUCACUGUGAUUGCACUCAAAGCUCCUCCUUCUUCUUCUUCCACCUCCAAACUCCGAAGCUCUCUCUACUAGAGUCUCUCUCCACAUGCGAAUGUGAUCCCUCCAAAUCCCCGCAUUCUACAAUGUCGACGCUAUCUUCACGGCUUUUCACCAUCACUGACCAAUCAAAGCUCGCAUCUUCAUCCUCCACCUUCCUGUUCCCUCUAUUUCCCUCACAUUCUCGAAGCUUCUCACGGUCAUCGCGAUCAUCGAUCCUCUACGGCCGCACUCAUGUUGCCAAACCCAUACGCGCCUCCGCUAGCCAGCUGCCCUCCGCCGCUUCAUCUGUCACUGUCGAGAACUCAGAGUCCGAAUCCGACCCGUCCGGCACGCUCUUCGUGAUCCGAGCCCGAAACCGCAUCGGCCUUCUCCAGGUCAUCACCGGCGUCUUCAAAGUCCUCGGCCUCCACGUUGAAAAAGCUACCGUCGAGUUCGAAGGCGACUUCUUCGUCAAAAGAUUCUUCGUCACCGAUUCUCAUGGCGCGCAAAUCGCCGACCCGGAUAGCCUCGAUAGGAUCAAGAAGGCCCUGACGGACGCCAUCGAAGACGGUGGUACGGUCUCGAUGGGUCCCACCAGUCCCACCACGAGAGGUGUGAUGGUCCGCAGGCCCGGGUCGGGUUUGGGCAUGAGCUUGGGCUCCGAUAGUGCCAAGGCUGAAAGGAUGUUCAGGCUAAUGGAUGGGUUUUUGAAAAAUGACUCCAUUAGUCUGCAGCAGGAUAUUCUUCGUCACGUUGAGUACACGGUGGCCAGGUCCCGCUUUAACUUCGAUGAUUUUGAAGCUUAUCAGGCCUUGGCGCAUAGUGUAAGAGACCGGUUGAUUGAACGUUCGCAUGAUACUCAGCUUUACUUCAAGAGGAAAGACCCUAAGCGCGUAUACUUCCUCUCGUUUGAGUAUCUAAUGGGUCGUUCCUUGUCAAAUAGUGUCAUCAACCUUGGCAUUCGGGAUCAAUAUGCAGAUGCUUUAAGCCAGCUUGGUUUUGAGUUUGAAGUUUUGGCAGAGCAAGAAGGAGAUGCUGCCCUUGGUAAUGGUGGCCUAGCCCGUCUUUCAGCUUGCCAAAUGGAUUCUAUGGCAACUUUGGACUAUCCUGCAUGGGGUUAUGGACUACGUUACGAAUAUGGAUUAUUCCGCCAGGUUAUACUGGAUGGCUUCCAACAUGAACAACCCGAUUUCUGGUUGAACUUUGGAAAUCCUUGGGAAACAGAGCGGGUUCAUGUAACGUAUCCAGUGAAGUUCUAUGGGGUCGUUGAAGAGGAAAAUUUGAAUGGAGAAAAAUGCAAUGUUUGGAUCCCUGGAGAAGUGGUAGAAGCUGUGGCUUAUGAUAAUCCCAUACCUGGUUAUGGAACAAGGAAUACUAUUACUCUUCGUUUAUGGGCCGGAAAACCAAGUGAUCAACAUGAUAUGGAAGCUUAUAAUACUGGAGAUUACAUCAAUGCUGUUGUUUGCAGACAGAAAGCAGAAAAUAUAAGUAGUGUAUUGUACCCUGAUGACCGUUCAUUUCAGGGGAAGGAACUGCGAUUGAAGCAACAAUAUUUCUUUGUCUCAGCAUCCAUACAAGACAUAAUUCGGAGAUUUAAAGAGGCUCACAGUAACUUUGAUGAAUUUCCAGAGAAGGUUGCUCUGCAGCUCAAUGAUACUCAUCCUUCUCUUGCGAUAGCUGAGGUCAUGAGAGUGCUUGUUGAUAAAGAGCAUUUGGGUUGGAAUAAAGCAUGGGACAUUGCUUGCAAAAUCUUUUCGUUCACAAUACACGCAGUAAUUGCUGAAGGGUUGGAGAAAAUCCCUGUUGAUUUACUGGGCAGUCUUCUCCCACGCCAUUUACAAAUUAUAUAUGAAAUAAACUUUAAGUUUGUGGAAGAGUUGAAGAAGAGGAUUGGUUUAGAUUACAAUCGGCUAUCCCGAAUGUCAAUUAUUGAGGAAGGCGCGGUGAAGAGUAUCCGAAUGGCAAACCUGGCGAUUGUAUGCUCCCAUACCGUGAAUGGUGUUUCCAAAGUACAUUCAGAAUUGCUAAAAGCAAAAUUAUUCAAGGACUUCUAUGAGCUGUGGCCUCAGAAAUUUCAAUGCAAGACAAAUGGUGUUACCCAGCGUCGCUGGAUUGUGGUGAGUAAUCCUAGCCUGUGUGCUCUUAUCUCAAAAUGGCUUGGAACAGAAGCUUGGAUUCGUGAUGUUGACCUUCUAACUGGCUUGCGAGCAUAUGCAGCAGAUCCUGACCUUCAACAAGAAUGGAUGAUGGUUAGUUUAGAUGCAAUGUUUGAUGUGCAGACAAAGCGAAUACACGAGUACAAAAGACAGCUGCUUAAUAUACUUGGCAUUAUCCAUCGAUAUGACUGUAUCAAGAACAUGGAGAAAAGUCAAAGGAGUAAGGUUGUACCUCGUGUCUGCAUUAUUGGAGGAAAAGCUGCUCCCGGUUAUGAGAUUGCCAAGAAGAUUAUCAAACUUUGUCAUGCUGUAGCAGAAAAAAUAAAUAAUGACACUGAUGUCGGAGAUCUUCUGAAGUUGGUUUUUAUUCCUGAUUAUAAUGUGUCUGUUGCUGAAUUGGUAAUACCUGGGGCUGACCUUUCACAGCAUAUAAGCACCGCAGGACACGAGGCCUCCGGAACUGGAAGCAUGAAAUUUCUUAUGAAUGGAUGUUUACUCUUAGCUACAGAAGAUGGGUCUACUGUUGAAAUUGUUGAAGAAAUAGGAGCAGACAACCUGUUUUUGUUCGGGGCAAAGAUUCAUGAAGUUCCCAAAUUGCGUGAGGAAGGAUCUCCUAAAAUGCCACUGCAAUGUGCACGUGUUAUAAGGAUGGUUCGAGAUGGCUAUUUCGGCUUUAAAGACUAUUUUGAAUCUCUAUGUGAUACUGUGGAUGGUGGUAAAGACUUCUAUUUGCUUGGUUCUGAUUUUGAAAGCUAUUUAGAGGCUCAGGCUGCUGCUGAUAAAGCAUUUGCGGAUCCAAAUAAGUGGACUCAGAUGAGCAUCCUUAGCACAGCCGGGUCAGGGAGAUUUAGCAGCGACAGAACAAUCCGAGACUACGCUGAGAAGACUUGGGGAAUUGAACCAUGCAGAUUCCCUUCUGAUGGCUAG